AUGAGUUGGAACCUGAGAUUCAAAAGGUAACCGGUUCUUAAUUGUGACGUUUAAUUUUGUUUAUUAUUAAUUCUGAUAAUUAACAAUCAGUACAUCCAAUGAGCUCGUUAAACUUAAUCAUUAAAGUGAAACAAACAGAAAUCCCGACCAAAUAAACGAAAUCAAAAGGAGUUAAUCAACUAAUUAUCCAGAAUUUUUUUAUCAAAAUUAUUUUCAUUUUCAUUUUCAUUUCUCUUCUUGAUUUGGUUUGUGUUUGAAAUUGAAUUUUUUGAUCAUUACAAUUGGAGAUUUUAAUUGUUCACCAUGAUGGACACAUCGUCUUUCACUGGUCAUCCUUUGUCCGAAAGUUUACCUUUGGUUUCAGGUUUUCCAUGGAAAUUAAUUGCUCUCUUUUUUUCUUGUAAUCUUUUCACAUCGAUUCUCGGACCUUGGCUAAUGGUCAACAGACAACCUCUUGACCUUAAACCCUUUCUACUCAUUUACAAUGGACUAGUGUUCGGUGCCAAUGUUGUUGGUGUUUUCCUUGACCUUUGGGUCACCGAUUGGGCUCGUGUCUCUUUUGAUUGUUCACCAAUUGAUCAACAAUUAACUGACCUUAAACCCUUUUUCACCGUUUACCUUGCUUACAUUUUCUUAUGGCUUCAUAUCGGUGAAAUGUUGCCCAGAGUGGUCACUAUUUUAAUGAAGAAGACACUUAAAUGGGACAAACUGGACAUGGUCGAUGAGUUUAUCUUUGUCUUUACCAUUUUCUAUGGAUUAAAAUACUUUCCAGGAAAAUCAUCUUCUUUCCUUACACUGGUCACUCUCAUCUUUGGAAUCGUUGAUUAUUCAAUGAGAGUUUGUGCCUCCGCUGGACCUCCGAUUGUUAAUGUUAAUCAUUGGAGAUCAUUGUUUACAAUUCUUAAAUCGUUACAGUCAAUCGCAAUUCUAAUCCACGGAUUAAUCAUGUUAACUAAUCCUUCUUGCUCAAAUAUUGCCAAUUUAUCGCUAUUGGAAAUAACUUCUUCGUUCCUUUCAUUCAUUAAUAUUUAUCGAAACUGGUCAGCUGAUUGGACGAAAACGAAAUGUCCAAAAGACGAUUAAUUCAUAUUUUCAUCUAUUUAUCAUUGGAAAUUGUUAAAACUUUUUUCUCUCUUUUAAAUAUUAAUGAUUUUUUAAUUUCUAGAACUUGGAAAUAAAUGAUUAAGUUAAUUAUUACUUGAA
Molecule: messenger RNA, 1203 nt
Organism: Panonychus citri (citrus red mite)
Lineage: Eukaryota; Metazoa; Arthropoda; Arachnida; Trombidiformes; Tetranychidae
Product: elongation of very long chain fatty acids protein AAEL008004-like
Exons: 1
Coding region: 304-1083 (259 amino acids)
Cellular component (GO): membrane
Molecular function (GO): fatty acid elongase activity
Source: RefSeq, a predicted model, not a curated record